Mucor mucedo is the source of this 474-nucleotide messenger RNA. RefSeq names its product 40S ribosomal protein S16. The coding region runs from base 1 to 423 and encodes 140 amino acids. The transcript has 2 exons. Gene Ontology annotation, cellular component: ribosome; cytosolic small ribosomal subunit. The record is from RefSeq and is a predicted model, not a curated record. Gene Ontology annotation, biological process: maturation of SSU-rRNA from tricistronic rRNA transcript (SSU-rRNA, 5.8S rRNA, LSU-rRNA); translation. Lineage: Eukaryota; Fungi; Mucoromycota; Mucoromycetes; Mucorales; Mucoraceae. Gene Ontology annotation, molecular function: structural constituent of ribosome; RNA binding.
AUGGAAGCUGUUCAGACAUUUGGUCGCAAGAAAACUGCUACUGCCGUCGCUCAUUGUAAGCGUGGUCACGGACUUAUCCGUAUUAACGGCUCACCCAUUGAACUCCUUGAACCCGAGAUCUUAAAGUUCAAGGUAUAUGAAGUCAUUCUUCUUUUGGGUGAAGAGCGUUUCGCCAACACUGAUAUCAGAAUCCGUGUCAAUGGUGGUGGUCACACCUCUCAAGUUUAUGCCAUUCGUCAAGCUCUUGCCAAGGCCAUUGUUGCUUUCUACCAAAAGUUUGUUGAUGAAGCUGCCAAGAAGGAGAUUAAGGAAAUCCUUGUUCAAUACGAUCGUACUCUUCUCGUUGCCGAUCCUCGUCGUUGUGAACCCAAGAAGUUUGGUGGUCCCGGUGCUCGUGCCCGUUUCCAAAAGUCUUAUCGUUAAAGACCCCUUUUAUACACAUUUUGAUAAAGCCUUCUUUUUUUUUUCACAUUC